Messenger RNA from Prunus mume (Japanese apricot), 511 nucleotides. RefSeq lists its product as uncharacterized. Lineage: Eukaryota; Viridiplantae; Streptophyta; Magnoliopsida; Rosales; Rosaceae. The record is from RefSeq and is a predicted model, not a curated record.
UCAUUAACAAUGGCAAAGCUCCUUCUGGUAUCAGCCUCUGCACUAGUCUUUGUCAUCCUAUUGCUCGAGCUUAGGUUGGCUUACUCUUCAGCUGAACCACAAAGGCCAAUAAAGGAAACUUGGGAAGCCAAUAAUGCAGCUGUUAACACCGGUGGCUGCACCACAAAGAGCAAGGCCAACUUUGAUAAGCAGCAAUCAGAUUUAGGCAUGGCAGCUCAACCUCCUCCACGCCUUUGGAGACGAAUGGAUCGAGGUAGGGACCAUGAUCAUCCAAGACCAGGAACAAGUCCACCACAUUCUACACCUGGCGGACGUCCUUAGUACAAGGAUCAUGUCUUGUCUAAGAUUUGUAGUGACAGUAGGGAUAUCAUUGGAUUUCACAGCAAAAACUCUUACCUGUGUAUCCAUUGCAAUGUCUUCAUUCUUGAUUUCCUGCCCAUAUAUAUGUAUGAAAUUGUUUCGAUAGUUAAAUAAAAUGUGUAGUGACCUGACAACGUGUCGGUCAAAUAAA